Molecule: messenger RNA, 1265 nt
Organism: Quercus robur (English oak)
Lineage: Eukaryota; Viridiplantae; Streptophyta; Magnoliopsida; Fagales; Fagaceae
Product: probable inactive shikimate kinase like 1, chloroplastic
Exons: 10
Coding region: 428-1057 (209 amino acids)
Cellular component (GO): chloroplast
Source: RefSeq, a predicted model, not a curated record
AGUACACACAGUCACACAGUCAAUUGUAAGUGGCCGGGUACUAAACCGAGAGAAACGAACUUGAAGUUGCAAACACUGUGAGGCGUGAGGAAACCGAUAAACUAAACAAAAACAACUAUCUAUAACCCUUCAUGUCCGUGUCCAUGUCCAUGGAGCUAAUAACCUCAUGCAACUGCAAUACCCUCCAAUUCCAACGUCCCUUUCAUGCUGUGGCUUCGAGUUUCAGCCUCUCCCAGACCCACUUCCCACACUCCUUAUCCACUCGUAAUUACCACACCCUCCGCUUCCACCCACCUCUUCCAACCUCUCCUUCCCACACUCAAUCUCUCUCCACCACAUGCUCUGUGGCCAAUGAUAGCACUCUCAAUCCAGAGACGAAGGAGCUUGAACCUUCUCUUGCAUUGAAGUUUUGAUCCAGAAGAAAGCUAUGGAUAUAGCCCCUGACCUGAAAGGAACUUCCAUAUUUCUUGUGGGGAUGAAAAGCUCCAUAAAGACCAGUUUGGGGAAACUUCUAGCAGGUGUAUUACGAUAUUAUUACUUUGACAGUGAUGGUUUGGUUGAGGAAGCUGCUGGAGGUGAAUCAGCUGCCAAAUCUUUAAAGGAGAGUGAUGAAAAGGCAUUUUGUGAGUCUGAGACUGAAGUAUUGAAGCAGUUAUCAUCCAUGGGUCGACUAGUGAUUUGUGCUGGAGAUGGUGCAGUUCAGAGUUCUACUAAUCUGGCAUUUCUGAGACAUGGAAUCUCGAUAUGUGUUGAUGUACCCCUAGACAUGGUAGCCAGGGAGGUGAUUAAAGACCAGUCUCAACUUUCUGAUUCAGAAAUAUAUACUUCUGAAGCUUAUUCCGAGGUUUUGACUCAGUUAAUUGCACUUCAUGAAGAAAUGAGAGGUGGAUAUGGUACAGCUGAUGCAACUGUUUCACUACAAAAGGCUGCUACUCAAUUAGGUUAUGAUGAUAUGGACGCAGUUACCAUCGAAGACAUGACUUUAGAGGUUCUCAAGGAGAUUGAAAAACUGACAAGAGUUAAGAAGUUGAUGGAAGAAGCAGCAAGACCCUUUUAACUAGCUACAUCUGUGCUUUCAUCACUUGUACCGAAUUCCGACACUUUACUCACCAUAAUUUUUGGGACAUGAUCCAUACUCAAGAGCUUUUCUGCUUGCCUUGGUAGGCAUUUUAAUUUCACUUUCGCUUUCUAGUUGUUUUGACUGAAAACUUGGAAUAAAAUUUAAUAGCAGCAAUCUGUAUAAAAACACUUAACAUUUUUCAUUA